CAUGGGUUUAGAAGCCCAUGUUUGGGGAACCGUGCAUUAGACAAUUACACAUGCUCUAAACUAAUUUUCUACUCUCAACUUAUGAUUCUUCUGCCUGUUGCACUUCACCUUGACAGUGGCUGUCGUGGCAUCUCUGGCAUAUGUUCAGGACUUUGUGGUGGAGUGCUUAUGUUUCAUAAUGCUUCUCUUCUUUUCUUGCUUCUUGUGUAAUCCAGAACUGAGGUCAGUCAAGGCAGAGUGUAGAUUCUCUAAGACACAGAGGGGGGCAGUAACAGUUGUGUGAGCCGCCUCAGAGCUUGUCUGGCUAGUGUCAAGAACAUUCUGAGAGAUAUCCAGUGAGUUUGUCAGAGAUUGCAUGAUGAAUUACAUAUUUUGAACAGUAUCAGUAAAAACAGAACUACCCUAACCAUCUCUGCAUUCUAGAAAGCUCAGAAGAAACAAGCAACCGCACAUUUAUGUCGUGAAGAGGAAGUCGAGGUGGUUUGACUUGAGUUUAUUAAAGACCUGACACGUCAGAGAGGAAGAGAGUGAGUUCAAGUGGUUUUAUUUAGUUCUGGUUAGUUUGGCAAGGUCUGAACGUGACAUAAUGGGGAGAAGCUGUAUCCUUGAAUGGUUGCUCCUCUGCAUUCUUUCAGUCAGUGAAUGUACCAUUGAAGUCAAUGGUAUUGAGGGUCAGAACGUGACUCUGCCGUGCAGAUAUGAUGCCAAAUAUAAGGGGCCACAACACACAUGCUGGGGGAAAGGAACCAUACCAAUCAGAGGUUGUAGUGACCAAAUCAUCUCGACUGACGGGACUAAAGUGAAACAUCAAGUUUCAAGCAGAUAUCAGUUAAUCGGUGACCUGAUAACAGGGGAUGUGUCUCUAACCAUCUUCAAUACUUCUGAGAAGGAUUCUGGGAUUUAUGGAUGUCGAGUGGAACACGCAGGAUGGUUCAAUGAUGAGAAAUUUGAAGUCACUUUGACUGUGAACAAAACACCUGCCCCUCCAACAUCCAGGACACCAGAUUACAUGACCACAACCUCACAGACCUGGGGCUAUCACACACACGAUUACUUGACAGAAAAUUCUUCUCCAUGUUCGGACACAUUCUCGACACAUUACAUCACAUCGGAAUUGCAGAUUGGAUUCACUAACCAAGUUGGGAUCCUGGUGUCCAUUCUACUGGUUCUGAUAGGUGUGGUGAUUUUAUCUGCUCAUGUUUUGAGAAAACAAUGGAAAAGAGAUGCUCUGGUCCUUAAAAUACCACAGAACUCUGGUGACACAGUUGGGUACAGGAGCUCAGAGUCCAGCCCCGUGCAGCAAGCACAAGAAGUGGCGAUAGAGAACAUCUAUCAAACAGAAUGUGUUGACAGAGUUGACUAUGAGGAAUGUCCCUGAAGAUGCGUGAGAACUUUCACCACCCUCAUGCUUUAAGACUAUGCCACUGAUGUCCUAACAACUACUGGGUUGAACUGUGGUUCCAACAACAUUGCCAUCUUAAGAUACACUUAAGACGAACUUAUCCAGUCGUGUUGGUUGGAUUUUUAAAAGGUUUGUUAAAAGGUUUGUUUGAAAAAGUAAGGUCAACUAAUACGGCUGGCUUUAUUCAGAAGUAACAAGAUUUUUUAGGAUGGAAUUAUUAGUAUAUAAUAGCGUAUUGGUCCAAGUAAUGGCAGAAGAUUAAACUGCAGUUAUUUUGCAGAUAGUGUGACAAAUUCUGUUUGUGUCAAUUUUAUCAUCUCUGUUACCAUGACAUUUAGCCACAACCAUUGGCUCUGUGGCCCAGGCAUAUAAAUGCAGAUAUGUGAAAUGUCAAACAAAACCGUAGUGUUCCUCUGAAGUUAAACCAACGUUGUGGGACAGU
This is a messenger RNA of Esox lucius (northern pike), 1844 nucleotides long. RefSeq names its product hepatitis A virus cellular receptor 1 homolog. NCBI's taxonomy places the organism in Eukaryota, Metazoa, Chordata, Actinopteri, Esociformes, Esocidae. The transcript has 7 exons. The record is from RefSeq and is a predicted model, not a curated record. Bases 587 to 1378 code for a protein of 263 amino acids.